AUGCUCUACGAAGACUUUUGGAAGUCCUCUUGUGAUUGGAAGAAAACGACCAUUUACCGUUCAGUGACAAACACGAUUGAAAACAAGAGGUCGGGCCGCAGGCAGUGGCUGACACGAAAACAGAUGCUUCCAAUCUUCGACAAUGAUCAAGGUAUCGUUGAUGGAAUCAUUUUGAGAAAGCGUUCAGAUCCAGAAUUGAUGGCUUCAGAAGUUCGCAAACACCCAGAAGUCCCAACCCUGUCGCAAUACUUGGUGCUGACAGAGGAUCACGAGGAAUCGAACGAGACUGACAGAAUCAUGGACAAGUUCUCGCUGACGGAGAGGGACCAGGACUCUGAUGAUUCUGAUGGUUAUACCAGCGACCAAGGAUCAGAAAGCGAUGAUGAUGAUGAUGAUGAAAGCAGCAAUGGCAAGAAGAAAAAGAAAUCCAAAACAAAGGCAAAGAAGAAUAAGGCAAAGUCAGGAAGCAAGAAGGAUAAGAAGAACAAGAAGAAGGGAGGAAAAAAGAAGGGAACGAAGAAAAAGACUAAGUCUAAGGAUGCUGAGGACCCGGCUGAGAAAGCAAAAGAAGCAGCAAAGGAAGCCCGAAAAAAGCUUAUCAAAGAUGCAAAGAAGGCCAAAUGCCAAUUGGAUGCAAUCAGUGACAUCAACUCCCGGAUUCGAAGUGCAAACGACAAGAAGCAAUCGAUGGGCUCUUGGUCGCCCAACAUCAAAACGGCCAUGGAGAAGGAGAUCAACGCGAUCGUGUCAGUCCUGACUAGCUUCAGGACUUCUUUGCAAGAGGCCUUGGACAGCAGUGCCCAGGAUGCCAAGCUGCAAAAGUGCCUCAAAGCUGCGACUGAUGGCAUUUCUGAGUUUGACCAAAAGAUGGAACCCAUUACUGGUAAGAAGCGUAAGGCUGACCAGUCUUCUAAGAAGAAGUAG
This is a messenger RNA of Cladocopium goreaui, 924 nucleotides long. The record is from the annotation of a GenBank genome assembly. NCBI's taxonomy places the organism in Eukaryota, Dinophyceae, Suessiales, Symbiodiniaceae.